AUGCUGUCAGAGGCCAGCAGAGGGCCCUGUACACUCACAGCUGACAGGUGUAUCCUGAUUGGGGAAGUGACCAGUUUCUUUGUCAAAUCCGAUGGGGCCCAGGAGAAGACCAUUGUGACCGCUGACUGCUGUUAUUUCAACCCUCUUCUUCGGCGAAUAGUGCGUUUUCUAGGUGUGUACUCCUUUGGCCUUUUCACCACCACCAUCUUUGCAAAUGCGGGUCAGGUGGUGACAGGAAACCAGACACCGCACUUCCUGACCACCUGCAGGCCAAACUACACCGCUCUGGGUUGCCAGUCCCCUUUGCAGUAUAUCACCGAGCGGCGGGCGUGCACUGGCAACCCCUACCUAGUGGCAUCUGCACGCAAGUCCUUCCCCUCCAAAGAUGCCGCUCUCAGCUUCUACUCUGCCAUUUACACAGUGAUGUAUGUGACCCUGGCGUUUCGGACUAAGGGAACCCGUCUGUCAAAGCCUACACUGUGUUUGGUGCUACUAUCGCUGGCUGUUCUCGUGGGCGUCGUACGGGUCACUGAACAUAGAAAUCACUGGAAUGAUAUCUUGGCUGGGUUCAUCACCGGAGGGGCCAUCGCAGCGUUUUUGGUGUCAUGUGUGAUCAACUACUUUAAGCAGACCCAGACUGCGUCACAAGCCACACAAGCUUCUCAGCGGCCAGAGCCCCCCACUGGGAUACCCUUACUCAGUCUGCCCCGUGUGGAGAGUCCACUCGAAAAGCUCCAGGGUUACCGUAUUCUGAGAUCACAUGACCCUCAGCCAACCCCGAGCCCCACCCCGCCCGACGUUCUGCUUCCCUCAAGACGUUGCCUCACCAGCGCAGUCUAG
Molecule: messenger RNA, 840 nt
Organism: Knipowitschia caucasica
Lineage: Eukaryota; Metazoa; Chordata; Actinopteri; Gobiiformes; Gobiidae
Source: the annotation of a GenBank genome assembly